AUGCCGGUUCGACGGGGACACGUGGCGCCGCAAAAUACUUUCCUUGAUACCAUCAUCAGGAAAUUCGACAGUCAAAGUCGGAAGUUUAUCAUAGCUAAUGCACGCGUGGAGAACUGUGCCAUCAUCUUCUGUAAUGAUGGCUUUUGUCACAUGUGUGGCUACACGAGGGCCGAGAUCAUGCAGAAGCCCUGCACCUGUAACUUCCUGUAUGGGCCACACACUAAGAGACUGGCCAUUGCCCAGAUGGCCCAGGCCCUGCUGGGGUCAGAGGAGAGGAAAGUGGAGAUCGCCCUCUACAGAAAGGAUGGUUCGUGUUUCCUGUGUCAGGUGGACGUGGUUCCAGUGAAAAAUGAGGAUGGCGUGGUGAUCAUGUUCAUCCUUAACUUCGAGGUCAUGUCCGACGACAAACUGUGCAACGCCCACCAGGAGCACAAUCACAAACUGCCUCUCCACUGGCUCUCCUCAUCUCGGGCACGUGGAAUCCGUCUGCGCCUCCCCCUCCUGCGUUCCCUCAGUAACAGUAAGGCGUCUCUGCAGGAGGACCCAGAGGUCGGCCACUCCACCAUCACCCACGGUACCGCCUGUUCCCGCGGUGACAGCCACGAGUCGCUGGCCUUGGGCGAGCUCCUCCCCCUGCCCGAGCAGGACCAAUCAGCCAGCCCCUCGCUGUGGCCGGAGGAUCAGCGUAACCUCCUAGGCAGCGACCCCACACCCCCCCCUGUAGCACCUCCUCACCCCUCUACAUUGCCCCUGUGUCAGUCGUCUCCUCACCCCCAAAGGCUUAACCUGGACGCCUCCGUGUCCAACUGCAGCCUGACGCACAGCCGCUCACGAGAGAGUUUCCACAGCAUGCGACGCGCCUCCUCUGUCGAUGACAUCGAGGCCAUGAGGCCCGACUGGGACCGCAAGUACCGAACGCGGCCCGCAAGCAGCAGCACAGGUGCUGUGAACAACAAAUCCAACAUUUUAAACUCUACCUCAGACUCGGAUCUCAUGCGUUAUCGCACCAUCAGCAAAAUCCCUCAGAUCACGCUCAACUUUGUGGACUUUAAACCCGACCCGCUGAUUGCCCUCCCCGCGGGGGAAAUGGACAUCAUUGCCCCCUGCAAGCUUAUCGACCGCACUCACAAUGUCACCGAGAAGGUCACGCAGGUGCUGUCACUAGGUGCCGACGUCCUUCCUGAGUACAAGCUCCAGGCCCCGCGGAUCCAUAAGUGGACGGUUCUCCACUAUAGCCCCUUUAAGGCAGUGUGGGACUGGCUCAUUUUACUACUCGUCAUCUACACAGCCAUCCUCACGCCCUACUCGGCCGCGUUCCUGCUCAACGACCAGGAGGACGUGGCCAUCCAGUCAUGCGUUUACACCUGCAGCCCGCUCAAUGUGGUCGACCUCAUCGUCGACAUCAUGUUCAUCAUCGACAUCCUCAUCAACUUCCGCACUACCUACGUCAACGCCAACGACGAGGUGGUGAGUCACCCCCUGCGUAUCGCUGUGCAUUACUUCAAGGGCUGGUUCCUCAUCGACAUGGUAGCCGCCAUCCCCUUUGACCUGCUCAUAUACCGCAACGGGGAGGAGACAACCACUCUGAUUGGUCUGCUCAAGACGGCGCGUCUUCUCCGAUUGGUGCGAGUUGCUCGCAAGCUGGACCGUUACUCGGAGUACGGCGCCGCUGUGCUCUUCCUCCUCAUGUGCACCUUCGCUCUCAUCGCCCAUUGGCUGGCUUGCAUCUGGUACGCCAUCGGCAACGUGGAGCGAAACGGUUCCAUUGGCUGGCUGCACUCACUGGCCGACCAGCUGGGCAAGAGUUACAACCAGAGUAACCCCGGCUCUGGCCCCUCCAUCAAAGACAAGUACGUGACGGCGCUCUACUUUACCUUCAGCAGCCUGACCAGUGUGGGCUUUGGCAACGUCUCCCCCAACACCAACUCAGAGAAGAUCUUCUCCAUCUGCGUCAUGCUCAUCGGAUCUCUAAUGUACGCCAGUAUCUUUGGGAACGUGUCCGCCAUCAUCCAGCGGCUGUAUUCAGGGACGGCUCGCUAUCACACGCAGAUGCUACGGGUACGAGAGUUUAUUCGCUUUCACCAGAUCCCCAACCCGCUGCGCCAAAGACUGGAGGAGUACUUCCAACACGCCUGGUCCUACACUAAUGGCAUCGACAUGAAUGCUGUGCUAAAAGGUUUUCCGGAGUGUCUACAGGCAGAUAUCUGUUUGCAUCUGAACCGCACUCUGCUCCAGAACUGCAAGGCUUUCAAAGGAUCGACCAAGGGAUGCCUCAGAGCUCUGGCCAUGAAGUUCAAGACCACCCACGCCCCACCAGGCGACACACUGGUGCAUGCGGGCGACGUGCUCACCGCGCUCUACUUCAUAUCCCGCGGAUCCAUCGAGAUCCUGCGCGGAGACGUGGUGGUGGCUAUUCUAGGAAAGAAUGACAUAUUUGGGGAGCCCAUCAAUCUGUACGCUCGGCCUGGAAAGUCCAAUGCAGACGUGAGGGCUCUUACCUACUGUGACCUGCACAAGAUCCUCAGGGAGGAUGUGCUAGAAGUUUUGGACAUGUAUCCGGAGUUCUCCGAUCACUUUUGGAGCAAUCUGGAGAUCACGUUCAACCUGAGAGAUACUAAUAUGAUACCUGGGUCUCCAAGCAGUGACGAUUCUGACUGUACGGGCUUUAACCGGCUACGGAGACGUAAGCUGUCCUUCCGACGGCGGACAGAAAAAGAUGAUGCUGAUGCUGGGGAAAUCAAAAAGAAUUCGAAGUCGUCUCGGCGAAACAGGAAACAGGCUUCCAGUACUCAGAAUGAGGGGCUGAAACCAGAGUGGGAGGGGCCACAAAGUUCUAUCUCCUCCCACUCCAGUGGUGAUGAGGGGGAGGAGCCUGUCCAGACAUGCCCUGGACCGCCCUUAGAGUUAACAGAGCUGUCACAGGCUCAGGGUGCCUCUGUUAACUUCAACGACACCCCAGAGGGGGAGGUGGAUCCCAAAUCAGGAAACACCUGCAAUGCUUUGUCAGGGGCAUUUUCCGGUGUGUCAAAUAUCUUCAGCUUUUGGGGUGAAAGUCGAGGGAGGCAGUACCAGGAGCUGCCCAGGUCCAACCUGCCUUCCCCUCCACCUCUCAACACGCCCAUGAACAGCAUCAGCCGUCAGCAGCGCAGCCAGGUGGAGAACAGACUGGACCUGCUGCAGAAACAGCUCAACAGGCUGGAGACUCGUAUGUCUACAGACAUUGGGGCGAUCAUGCAGUUGCUGCAGAGGCAGAUGGCUCUGGUCCCUCCGGCCUACAGCACCGUGUCCUCCCCACCUCAGGCCUCCCCUUACCCUGCGCCCUCAGAGAAACUUAUCCAGCCUGUCACCCCACUGGAGUCAGAGACACUCACUUCCCUCUCACAGAUACUGGACCCGCAGGACUUUGAGGAGUUCCCUGCCAAGUCUUGUGAGUCUCUCCACAGUACAGGGGAUUUCCAGCCCUUAGAGACUCCCUUGCUGUGCCCGGAGGAAUUACCCCUCCAGGGACUUUCAAGUCUGGCCCCACAGGUGGAACUGGGACCCCGCGUUGCUCCCUUAGACCCUGAGGCCCAGCGUCGACUCUCCCUGCAGGAACCACUGGCCAACCUGGACUCACGGACACCACAAAGACACAGCUCUGACCCGGGUAGCUAG
This is a messenger RNA of Chanos chanos (milkfish), 3654 nucleotides long. RefSeq names its product potassium voltage-gated channel, subfamily H (eag-related), member 2b (gene kcnh2b). The transcript has 15 exons. Lineage: Eukaryota; Metazoa; Chordata; Actinopteri; Gonorynchiformes; Chanidae. Gene Ontology annotation, biological process: potassium ion transmembrane transport; membrane repolarization during cardiac muscle cell action potential; regulation of ventricular cardiac muscle cell membrane repolarization. Bases 1 to 3654 code for a protein of 1217 amino acids. Gene Ontology annotation, molecular function: inward rectifier potassium channel activity. The record is from RefSeq and is a predicted model, not a curated record. Gene Ontology annotation, cellular component: plasma membrane.